This is a messenger RNA of Entrophospora candida, 131 nucleotides long. Lineage: Eukaryota; Fungi; Glomeromycota; Glomeromycetes; Entrophosporales; Entrophosporaceae. The record is from the annotation of a GenBank genome assembly.
GUGUAUUCUUAUCCAGUGAAAUUGUUAGAAUAUUUGCACACCUACUGGAGCAACAUAUGCUUGCCAGGAGAAAUAUCUGUGUACCCAAGGCAAUUGAAGUGGACGGUAGAGUUAAACUUUGUAUUCAAUGA